Branchiostoma belcheri (Belcher's lancelet) is the source of this 2289-nucleotide messenger RNA. RefSeq names its product gamma-aminobutyric acid receptor-associated protein-like 2. The transcript is spliced from 4 exons. Gene Ontology annotation, molecular function: ubiquitin protein ligase binding. Gene Ontology annotation, cellular component: autophagosome membrane; autophagosome; cytosol. The record is from RefSeq and is a predicted model, not a curated record. The coding region runs from base 133 to 486 and encodes 117 amino acids. Gene Ontology annotation, biological process: autophagy of mitochondrion; macroautophagy; cellular response to nitrogen starvation. NCBI's taxonomy places the organism in Eukaryota, Metazoa, Chordata, Leptocardii, Amphioxiformes, Branchiostomatidae.
CGUCUGGUUACGUCAUUCCGAGAAUUCAGCUGAUCUUCAGUCAUCAAAACAAACUGGGACCUGAGUCAUAGGCGGAAAUUUUUACGCAUUUUCACCCGAAAUUCGACACGAGGAGGACAUCUUCUGUAGAAAAUGAAGUUUCAAUACAAGGAGGAACACUCCUUGGAACAACGCCAGGCAGAGUCUGACAAGAUCAGAAGAAAAUACCCUGACCGGAUACCAGUGGUAGUAGAAAAGGUGCCCAACUCUCAGAUCCAAGACAUUGAUAAGAAGAAGUUCCUGGUCCCGACGGACAUCACCGUGGCACAGUUCAUGUGGAUCAUCCGCAAGCGCAUCAAGCUGCCUUCGGAGCGCGCCAUCUUCUUGUUCGUGGGGAAAGUCCUGCCGCAGUCAAGUGCCAAUAUGGGUCAGAUCUACAAUGAACACAAAGAUGAAGAUGGAUUCCUCUACAUCGCAUACAGUGGGGAAAAUACCUUUGGAUUCUGAAGCACAGAAUCAACUACAAGGCUUAUACGGACACAUGUAUGCCCCCAGACAAACUGAUGAUGCGCGACCAGGAUGAACUGAUGUACAAAGUUACAGAUGUAUUACAGAGAUAUCUCGAUAACCAAGACAUGUACAAGAUGUUUUGAGUUGUUUAUCUGUCCAGUCUGCAUGUUAACUGGCUGAGGUCUAUCUAGCCAGAAGAACAUGUUUUAUGCCCUAUGGUGAUCAUGAUUCAAAUGUAUUUAUGGGUUUGGGAAAUAUCUGAAGUAAAACCUAUUGCUGGAGAUACAGAAAGCAGAUAACAGCUGUGGAGAUAUAUGAACUUUCGGGUGGACAAGUUGCCGUCCACUGGGUGAGGGGUUCUUAGAAAUGUGAGAAACGAUUGUAUAGAUUUGUUAAUUGUUUACAACAAGUUUUAAUACUAUGGCCCUUUGCCUUGAUUCCCUUAAGUUGUAUUAUUUUAUCUUCUACUUUUAUUUGUGGAAGCACUUUAAAAAAGGUGAUAAAAAAAAACAAAUGACGUAUUAAGCAGUCCAAAUUUCUUGAUGUUGUCCUCUCUACCUCUAAGAUUCGCUUUAACUUCUUAACUUCUGGAGCAAAAAAAAAAAACAGUGCUAUGUUCAUGUUCACAAAAACUCCCUUUGGUCAUGUAACUUUUCUGCACAAUGGAGUGUAGACAUUAUACAGUAUGCAGAAGUUAUUAGAUAUCUUAACACCUCUUAUACUAUAGCAUAGUCAUGAAGAGAUAGGAACCUCUCCUCAUUGUGCGAGUACUACUAGUAGUACUCAACCACAGCAGAAGUCUCUGUCAAAAAAUAUAUAUCUGUAUUUUACAAGUUACAGUUUUUGUCAUCGAUCUAAAACAUAUCUUACAAGUGGUUGAUAUGUGCCCUAGGGUUUUAUAUUUUAAGUGCCAGAAUGAAACAAGUUUUUGCUUUGCCAAACUAGUAGACAACUACUUUUAUUUGUUUGUUUGUUUUUAAACUUUUUUAAAAAUCAGUGUAUUGAAGAGUGCAUGCUUGCAGGUGGGAAUGUUUGUGUGACGGAGAAUGCAUUAUGAUUAAGUCAUGUAUUCUACUAGUUUAGUACCUAAGUGGUGUAUGUUCUUGUUAAAAUUGUUUCAAAGGUUUAUAUGCAGAGAGUUGAUCAAGCUGGCUUUUACACGAUAUCUAUGUCAACAAGCUUAUAUAAAUACUACCAGUUUGGUUGCUAAUGAGCCCGAAUUAUGAUUACUAGUAAUGCUAGAUAAUAUGAAUAAUAUAACUGCAAUGUUGCUUUUGAGAGGAAUGGAAUUAUGCCCAAAUAAGAGAUGAGACUCCUUGCACUUAUUUGCCAAAAAAAAGCUCAACAUACAAUCUCUACAGGUAACUUUUUUGACAAAAAAAAUUAUAGGAUAAACGAUCAUCUUUGUGUACCUUUAUUACAUUCAUAUUGCUGCUUUCAAGGCAAAGUCUGUCAGUGUAACUCAAGUAACACAAUGAUCAGUGACCUAACAUCUCCAUUUGGAUACAAAAGCAUUGAUGAAGAAAGCAGAUUAUAUAGUGAUGCAAGGAUAUUUUUGAUCAUCACAGGUACAGGUAUGUACAAGAUUCAAACAGUUGUGUACAUGUACUGAAUACUCAAACUUCUUGAAUGACCGUAUCUAUCAAAUGACAAAUGUUGCUGGAAGACACUUAUGUUGCUGUACCAUAUUGCCAUACCAGUUGUACUGACAUUAUUUUAUAAUCCUCCUAGACUAUUGUGUUCUGUCUUCCAAGUUGUUUAUAGUGGAAGAAAUAAAGCAUUCCCUACUAGAUACCUUAA